Molecule: messenger RNA, 990 nt
Organism: Capsicum annuum
Lineage: Eukaryota; Viridiplantae; Streptophyta; Magnoliopsida; Solanales; Solanaceae
Product: acyltransferase Pun1-like
Exons: 1
Coding region: 1-990 (329 amino acids)
Source: RefSeq, a predicted model, not a curated record
AUGGACAAAGUUGCAAAUCACCCUGAUCCAAAUGUCAAAGAUUUGACAUUUCCUAAAGGCCUAGCUUGGGGUAAUAGCAUGGAUCGCCCCUUAACUGUAGCUCAAUUAAGCCAUUUUGAUUGCGGAGGAAUAGCACUCAGCGUCUGCCUGACGCACAAAAUAGGAGACGCAUGCGCUGCCCUUUAUUUCUUGAGGGAUUGGGCUACAUUAACUCGAAAUACAAAUACAAGCCCGUCUCCUUAUUUUGUCGGGGACACCAUUUUCCCAUCGCCAAUGGGCGAUGGGCCAUUGGUUCACCCUGUUACUGGUACAAUUGCAGACAGUACCAAUGACCAUUGUGUCCAAAAGCGUUUUCAUUUCUCCAGCACAAAGAUAAGUGCAUUAAAAUCCUCAAUUGCCGUGCAAAAUGCAACGAGUAGCGAGGUUGUAAAUGCGCUUCUCUACAAAUGUGCCGCCUUUUCUACCGCCGCAGUCAAUUCAGGUUCAUUCAAGCGAUCUCAGUUGAUCCAGCUCUUUGAUUUGCGAACAUCAAUCUCACCCCAGCUACCACCAAACUCCAUAGGAAAUCUCCUUACCAUAUUCUCCUCACCGAUAUACCACAACGAGGAAGAACUCAAGUUACCAAAAUUAGUAACCGAUUUUAGGAAGUCGAAAAACAGUCUCUCCACAAGAAAUAAUGUUGAAGAAAAUGAGCUGGCUACAGAAAUGCUGGAUGCAUAUAGAACAGGGAAGGCGCCGUACCAUAAAAGGAAAUGUGAUGUCUACGUUUCGAGUAGCAUAUGUAAGUUCCCAAUAAUACAAGAUUUAGAUUUCGGAUUUGGGAAGCCAAUUAGAGCAAGCUUGGCAAAGGGUACAUAUAACAAGGAGGUUUGGUUGAUGAGGACAAGUGAUGGAGGAAUUGAAGCAUUAGUUCACUUGAAUGAAGAAGAAAUGUGUGUGUUCGAGCAAGACGAGCACCUUCUUGAAUUUGCUACUCCCUCUGCUCGUUAA